CACAAUUAAGGGACUCAGCUUAACUGCCCAAAGCUUACAGGGGCCGGAGACAUCUGGAGAACCAGCCAAAACACUGCUGAGCCUGCCAUUGUUGUCUGUUCUAAAACGGAACUGGUCUGCAGGGUAGAAAGAAGGAGCCUGUAAAUGCUGCUAAACACAAUUUCCGUCUUUAGUUUGUGUCCCAAACAGGAUACAGGAGCAUGACUGCUAGUUUGGGACCCACACCACUUGUUUUCUGGCUACGAAUGGACAACUACAUGUUGGUCACAUUUUACCCUAAAACUACCAGGAAGCCUCUGGAUAUCAGUUGAUUUGUUAAUCUGUUGAGAGCAAUUAUGUUGUGGAUUUUUCUACUGCAGCUCAUCAACAACAUUGAGGGUUUAUCUGGAACUGAACAUGAGACUCUGUGCACGUCUAACGCCUGCUUCACCCUAAACAUGGUCAGGGUGAGCUUUACAGAGGCCUAUCAGAACUGUUUCAACUAUGGAGGUUAUCUGAUGACAGUCAGAGACAGAGAAGAGGAGGAUAUGCUGCGCUUGCUUCUCUCACAGGUUCAAAGACAACGUCAAGACAGGGCACUGAAGUUUUGGAUUGGGUUAAAACUAAACAAAGGGAACUGUGUGCUCAGGGACAAGACUCUCCGGGGGUUUAAGUGGUUGUCUGGGGAGGAGGAUUCCCACUACUCCAACUGGAGAGAAGAACCUGUCCCCACCUGCACGGAGGAGAGAUGUGUAAAGGUUCAUUACAACUCACUGGGUCAGAAUCAACUGAAAUGGGCCGCUGAACCUUGCAAAAGACCUGCUUUUUAUGCAUGUAAGUUUUAUUUUAAGGGAAUGUGCAAACCUCUGGCACUCCUGGGGCCUGGACAAAUAACCUACACAGUGCCCUUCUCAGAGAAUCCACAAAGAAGUGAUAUGAAAUUAUUCCCGCUGGGAACAUUUGCUGAUAUUUUAUGCAGCGAUCAGCAGCUUCGCGACGCUUGGUGCACAGACGCGGACGGCAUCUACCGGUGGACAGUCCCUGGUCCGUUUUGCAAAACAGGAAAGCAAAUUUGCGCGAUCAGCAACGGCGGAUGCGAACAUGUGUGCCGUCAGGAUGCAGAUGAAGUUCGAUGUUCUUGCAGGGACGGUUACGACCUGGGUGAGGAUGGUCUCUCUUGCAGGAUAAAAGACUUGUGCGGGGCUGACACCUGUGAGCAUCAGUGCGUAAUGGGAGAGUCAGGAUAUUCCUGCAAGUGUCCACAUGGGUUCACGCUGGAUGAAAACCAGCGCAACUGCUCCGAUAUUGAUGAGUGCCAGUCACAAGCCUGUGAGGAUCACUUGUGCGUAAAUACGCACGGCAGUUACAGGUGUGCGUGUAAAGACGGCUUCAAAAUGGUUCAUGGUAAAUGCAGUGACGUGGAUGAGUGCGCGCAACAGCGAUGUGAUCACAAAUGCAUAAACAAUAUCGGAUCCUUUUCCUGUUACUGCAACGAGGGCUUCGUUUUAUCCGUGGAUGCCCAUUCGUGUGUAGACAUAGACGAAUGCGUCAGUAAUCCCUGUCAUGUCACGUGUAUCAAUACUGAGGGCAGUUUUUCGUGCACGUGCCCGCGGGGCUUCCAUCUGGAGGUUGAUGGAUCGACUUGCGCUCCAGAUGUGACAGAAUCAUCAGCCGCUUCAUCAGAUGAGCCAGCUGACGAGAAGACACAAGAGACCUUCACCGAGUCCUUAACCAGAACCACAGUCGAGCUCCAACACCAGUCCCCUCACACUGACGCACCACUUCUGGACUUGGAGAACGUUACGCGCAGUGGUCAGAGGGAGAGCAACACAUCCCUGUCGACGGGUUUUGACAAGACUAUUAACACCAGGGUGCUGAUCUGCGUCCUCGGUUCAGUCAUUCCUCUGCUCGUGCUGAUCGCAGUGACUUUGGCCAUUGCGAUUUUUCGAUGCAGUCGCUCCAAGAAAGAAGCCAAGAAAAACACGACUACAGACGGCUACUGCUGGGUGUCCUCUGGCCUGGAUCCACGUUUAGAGAAACUUUACGAGUCCAUCUUGACUGAUGACCUAUGAUCUAAUAUGCCAGACACAAGAUCAUUCCACAUGGAUUAUUACGUUCUAUUUAUCUAAUUUAUGUUUUUGCAACAUCUGUAAAGUAGCCCAUAUCAAAUUGUUAUCAAAUGAUAUCAUAUCAAAUCACAGAUGGAAAAAAAAAUGUAUUGUCCAGCAGACGGUGAUUUGUCUUUGACGUGGUUCACAAAUAUGAAGCUUGUUGGGUAAAAGAAAAAAGUAAAGAGGCAAAAGGAGAGGAAGUUGUAUCAGGAUGUGUUGUUAAAUGUUAAGAUGAGACAGCUCCUGCUGUAAUUUGACCUUUCAUAUCUGGUCUUAUUUUCUGCUACUGUCUGUGUACUCCUGUUCAAUAAACCUGUGAUCACCUGCUGGCCCAGGAACAUGUUAUCUUUACUGCAUUAUUCAGAUGAAGGAUACAGUAUGUUCCAUUUUUUAAUAUCAUAAAGCAUAAAAGCAACAACUAUGGACUAUUCAUCCAUCCAUCCAUUAUCUACCACUUGUCUCUUCAGGGAUGCAGGGGGGUUGGAGCCAAUCCCAGCUGACACUGGGCGAGAGGUGGGGUCAACAACAACAGCAACUAUAUCACUGUUAUAUUAUUAUACAACUGGACCAUUAUCAUUGAUGCAUUCACAUGUAAGAGGUACUUUAAUGCUGUAGCUGGUUGAGGCAAAGAGUAGUUUAAUCUAGGCUGUAACAAAGUGUAUGGAAAAUCCUCAUCUGAAAGGUUAUUUUAAAAAGUACAAUAUUUGCAUCUGAGAAGAAGUGAAGAAUGAGUGAAGACUAAAAAAAAGAAUGAAAUAGAAAUACUUAAGUACCUCAGAACCUAAGUAAAUGCACUGGGUUACUCUCCACCACUGCCACAGAGGUUAUUUGAACACAUCCAACUAAACAGAUUUUUACCUGCUGAAAGGAGUUUGCACAUCUGUACGCCACAGUAUCAAACCAAUGUUGUAUAGAAUAAAGCCAUUCUAUAAAAUGACAAUGAAAUAAAUUGUUUGUUCUGAAAUAUUUAA
This is a messenger RNA of Lates calcarifer (barramundi perch), 3061 nucleotides long. Its product is annotated as complement component C1q receptor. The record is from RefSeq and is a predicted model, not a curated record. Gene Ontology annotation, molecular function: calcium ion binding. NCBI's taxonomy places the organism in Eukaryota, Metazoa, Chordata, Actinopteri, Centropomidae.